AUAUCGUGCUGCUUUAGUUCCGCCAUAGAAGUCCUUACUUUUACGAAUCAACGGAUUUUCAGACAAAAUGACUGGUUCAGUUGAAGAUAGUACACAUUUGAACGACAAUAUAAACGUGGAAUUUGCGACUCCUGAAAAGCAAGAAGCACGUGCAUUUUUGCGCGAACGAUUUCUUCGUGUAAUUGCUGGAAUUGUUGGUAAACAAGCAGAAUUUUAUCUGUAUGAAAAUACACAGGUUUCUGCUCAAUUUAGAGGUUGUGAUGUGGAUUGUUUAGAAGUGUAUGUACGAAACUUGGAAACACCAUUAGGCACAAUUCCAGAAGCUGUUUUAAGAGCAAGUGACAUUAUUUAUCUAAAUAUCCAUGAUAUUAAUAAAGAAUAGUAAAGCUUCAAAAUACAAGUAACGUUGUUUUCGAACAGAUCGAAGGAGAAACCGAGGUCUGAUUAUUUCACUGGUCGGAGUAAGUUUUUACGAUUUGCCCCUUGUUCGCCCAGUUUUUCCUCAUUGCACUCCUCGUCCAGAAGACCUCGAGGGCCGUUUGCCGUCGGCGACGGUCAACGACCGGAAAAUACUUGCAGAUCGUGAAGAAGAAAAUGAUGAAGAAGAAGACUGGCAAAGCACUACUCAUGAUUGAGACUUUGAUGGAAGUCACUAGGUAUUCAACGACCUGCAGACCCACAUUUUCACUUUGCUUCUUAUGAAGUCCUGUUGGAUCUCUGCUAAUAUGAUAAUUAAGUGUAUUUUAAGUUUGACAUUUUUUACAGCAUUCGAAAUUUGAUAUAACUUACUUACGAACUGAUUGUAUAAUUUCAAUCAAUGCGAUCGAUCAGUUUCAAUGAUUUUUGUUGUAAAAUUGUACGUACGAAUUGUAUGUACGAAUGUAUUUUAAAAAUUUGUGUUGUUUCCUUUUUUAUUAAUAACAAUUAUGCUGCGGUGAAUUUAAAAUAUAAAUCUCAGAAUUGAAACGCAUUAUAAUUAGAAUAUCAGUGUUCAAGUACUUAUAAAUAGAAUAAAUAUUACGCAACGCUAUAAUUAAUCGACUAAAAGAAAUAUGUAAAUUAAGUUGAUACCUAUAGAAUUAUGAACGUAACUUAGAAGGAAAAGGAAAUUUAAGAAACAAAUACUUGUAGCACGCAAUAUAUGAUAUUUAAAGGGAAAAUAAACCUAAUUAGAAUCUAAAUGAAAAAUCCUUUGUAAGAAAUGCAAUAAUUUUAAAUAAAGCUGUGCAACAAAUUAUAUAAUAACCAUACAAUAACUCUAUAAUAAUUUACAAUAUCAAAAUAAUCGUAUUUGAUAUUGUUUGAUUAUUAUUUCACAUAUCAAUAUUUUACAAAAUGUAUAUGAUAGUUUAUCGAUUCAGCUAUAAAUAGAUAAGAAGCGCUAUAACUUUUAAAGGACAGGCUGUAAAAUAAUAAGUCGCAAUUUUUUAGCGCAAAUAGUAACAUCAUUCAGUUUGCAUGAUAUACAAAUAUACAAAUAAAAUAUUAAAGUAGGGUUUAGUGAAUUUAAUUUAAUUACCUUUUGCUUUUUCUCAGUUGUUAUUAUAAUAAAUAUGCGAAAAAAAUAAAUGUAGUUAAAUAGAAACCUUCAGAUUUAUCGCUGAUAAAUAUAUUAACUAUAGAAAAGUGAAAACAAAACGUCUAUACAAUAAAUGCAGUUAUUUACAUUUACUAAAGCUUCGAGUAAUUUAUUACCUGAUUCUUCAGGGAAUCCUACCCAAUGCAUACUAGGAAUUUGAAAUAUCAAUGAAAAUCUAAAGAUAAAUUACAAUACUUGUAUGAAUAAAUAAUUCAUGAAAUUUUAAUUCUUUAUUAUUUCAUACUAAUUCGUUUACCAGUCGUAAUUUAUAUUAUACUAUAGAAUUACACAAAAAAUCUGUUCUACCAAACUUACUAAACUUUCAUUUCAUUUAUACGGUAAUUGUUUCCUUAUAUUACUACGUAAUUGUUAUAUUUAAUGCUGCCGUAAUUUUUUAACGCGUUACUUAUUCUGUUCUUUCUUCUUGCUCGCAAUACUUACAUUUUCUAAAUUAGUUUAUGGAAAUAAUACAAAUGCACGUUGAAAACGAAAGCAGGCUUAAAAUUUCAUAAACAAUUAACAUCUUGCAUUUUUUUUAUUUUUGUACUAUCGAAGCACGUUCGACGUUUCUGGACGUAUAGAUCAAAUAAAUUUUCGUUUAUUUUUAUACUAAUGUUCGAUGAGGCAAAUGAUGAGAAAGAAUUUAACAGCGUGUGAUCACAACUUGAAACUACGGAUACGGAUCAGGUAUUCACAGCAGCACGGAACCUAUCACCUAGUCUUGGAGAUUUGACUCCGUUUCGGCGCGGAUUUCGUUCCGCACGCGCGCGCGUACUCAUUCCUUCCUGACAGUCUUGGAAAAAUAGAGAAAAGAAUCGAAACCUUACCGUUAUGUUCACCCAACUCGCGCCAUAAUUACAGUAUGGACUUGCUACUUGCAAGAUGUAUACAACCAUAGUCAGCGAUAUAGUGUGCACAGUUUAGACCAUGCCACAGUAACAGCACACUCGUUUCUUUUAGUAAUUACAUGAAAUUGAAUCGUGCCUAUCUAUCAACGUUCGACGCAUGUAAUUAUUCAUCUCUGUUUUACCUUGCGUGUGACAUUAAUUAUUGCCGUGUAAAUGUAUAUUGCAUGCUUAGUACUGAAAUAGCUAUCUAGAUGUUAAUGUCACUCCUUUAGAAACUAUAGCGUGUCGCUAAUGUCUUGAUUAUCGAACGUAUUAUAUCGUCAAUUACAACGAAUUGUGAACUAUUAACCAAGUGUUUAUUAAUAUUUGUGUUUAUUAAUUAUUGAGUAAUAUAAAGAUGCAAUUUUUCAAAAUACUAUUUUUUCAUAGAAGAAAAUUAUCAUUUAAGAGACGUAAAAAUUUGUAACACGGUAUAAGAGUCGGUAUAAAAGUCGUACAGGAGCUGGACGAAGAAGAAGAAGUAGUAAGUUAUCUUUUUUCCUUUAUAUUGGUAAAAUUUUUAAAUAAUCUAUCGCAUUUAUAUUAUAUUAAAUCUAUCGAAGCAAACUAGCGAAGAUAUAAUUUUCUCACCGUCUCAUUCAUAAUUUUCUUUAAUGCAACAUAUGUAAAAGAACAAAUAAGUACAAGUACGUAAGGACGUACAUGGCGCCCGCAUUUCGAGCAAACGAAAACGAAUAGUUCGCGUGUAAAUGAAGUUUCAUAAAUGAGCAGGUAUUUUCAUCCAGUCUUCACGCAGAUUCAAUAUAGAGUCGUGGUAUCGGAGGCGUAAUUAAACCGGUCUUCCACUUUAUCACGGAUUAUAUUGGUAAUAGUAAUCACCACUCGGUUCAAUAUCUUGCCUCAAGUUGCAGCUGUUCAGAAUAAUUAUACUUCGUUCUUUGAUCAUUGUUGGGUUAAUUAUUGUGACGUGACGUGGUAUCUACUACUUUAUGAUUUUAAUAAAGCAACAAAAACAAUUCUGUUUUUCUUUGUCUAACUAGAUUUUCCUCGAGAAUGGCAACAGCCUUUCAAGGUCAGCGCAGGGUCGAGUUAAAGAUUUCGCAGUACCGAUGAUCGAUUAUCUGAUUAUCAUAAAUACAGGUACCUCGUAGAUCGUAGAAAUUAAUAGACCAACACGCAUUAAAAGUAACGUGCAAUGCACACAGCAUGUAAAAUGAUGCUCGUUAACGCGUUGCGCUCUCCCCUUUUAACGAUGAACAUCAAUCAGGAAUAGAACCUGCGAUUAUUUCCUGGAAAUCCUGAGAUUUUAUUAAAAGCAAACCUGUUUACUAUUUUUUCAUUUAUUCGGUGCUUGAUACAUGUUACAUAAAUCGGCGAUUAAGAUGACGAACGUUACGUUAUAACAAACUAAUUGAAUAUGAUUCCACGUAUAUGUUAUAAAAGUCGUUGAAUUUUUUGCGAAUGUUUUGGGCAGCAUAUAAC
This is a messenger RNA of Bombus pyrosoma, 3909 nucleotides long. RefSeq names its product gem-associated protein 7-like. The transcript is spliced from 3 exons. Gene Ontology annotation, cellular component: SMN-Sm protein complex. Gene Ontology annotation, biological process: spliceosomal snRNP assembly. Bases 68 to 382 code for a protein of 104 amino acids. The record is from RefSeq and is a predicted model, not a curated record. Lineage: Eukaryota; Metazoa; Arthropoda; Insecta; Hymenoptera; Apidae.